Penicillium maclennaniae is the source of this 1287-nucleotide messenger RNA. Its product is annotated as prephenate dehydrogenase (NADP(+)). The coding region runs from base 1 to 1287 and encodes 428 amino acids. Gene Ontology annotation, biological process: L-tyrosine biosynthetic process. Lineage: Eukaryota; Fungi; Ascomycota; Eurotiomycetes; Eurotiales; Aspergillaceae. The transcript is spliced from 7 exons. Gene Ontology annotation, molecular function: NAD+ binding; prephenate dehydrogenase (NAD+) activity; prephenate dehydrogenase (NADP+) activity. The record is from RefSeq and is a predicted model, not a curated record.
AUGGGACGCACCAAAGAGGAUGCCUCGAUUGGCAUUAUUGGCAUGGGCGAUAUGGGCAAGAUGUAUGCCCAGCGCCUGAGUGAUGCUGGCUGGAGACCUGAGAAUUAUGAAUCUCUCCAACAAGAGUUCGCUUCUCAACAAGGAGUCACCAUAUUCCCGAAUGGCCAUCUCGUUUCCAGACUUAGCGAUUUUAUCAUUUACAGUGUAGAGGCCGGCGUUAUCGACCGUGUCGUGGCACAGUAUGGGCCCUCUACCAAGGUCGGCGCGAUCGUCGGUGGUCAAACGUCCUGCAAGGCCCCGGAACUUGCAGCAUUUGAAAAGCACCUGCCGCAGGAUGUAGAGAUCGUAUCAUGCCAUUCGCUGCACGGGCCCAAGGUCAACCCGAAAGGACAGCCACUGGUCCUGAUCCAACACCGUGCCUCCAAUGAAAGCCUUCAAUUCGUCGAUCGGAUCCUCUCCUCCUUUGGUUCGAAGCAUGUCUAUCUCACCGGUGAGAUGCACGAUCGUAUCACCGCCGAUACCCAGGCAGUUACCCAUGCUGCUUUUCUGAGUAUGGGAACUGCAUGGCAGGCAAACGAUCAGUUUCCCUGGGAGCACUCACGGUGGGUUGGUGGCAUUGAGAAUGUCAAGAUCAACAUCACCUUGCGCAUUUACUCCAACAAAUGGCACGUCUACGCCGGCCUUGCCAUCCUCAACCCUGCCGCCAAGCAACAGAUUCGCCAGUAUGCCGAAUCAGUUACCGAACUAUACAAGCUCAUGAUCAGUGGUGACCGGGCAGAACUCAAGCGGAGGGUAAAGGCUGCCGGUGCCUCCGUUUUCAGGGAGGGCACGACCAGUCAGGAUCUUCUAUUGAAGGAUGAGGUGCUCGAUCAGUUCUCUCUAUCCAACAAGUCCCGCGAGAAGGCUCCCCCGAACAGCCAUCUGAGUCUGCUCGCCAUUGUCGACUGCUGGUCCAAGCUUGGCAUCGUUCCCUACGAUCAUAUGAUCUGUUCAACGCCGCUGUUCCGCCUGUGGCUGGGUGUGACUGAAUACUUAUUCCGCAACCCUGAGCUUCUCGACGAAGCGUUGGACACUGCGAUAGACGACCACAACUUCCGUUCAGACGAUCUAGAGUUUACCUUUGCUGCGCGUGCAUGGUCUGAUUGCGUCUCCUUCGGUGAUUUUGAGUCCUACCGUGAUCGCUUCGAGCGGAUUGCAUCGUACUUCGCCCCUCGCUUUGCUGAGGCCUCGAAGCUUGGAAACGAAAUGAUGAAGACGAUCCUGGAGAAGACAACCAACAAACCUUGA